This is a messenger RNA of Scaptodrosophila lebanonensis, 1870 nucleotides long. RefSeq names its product zinc finger protein 664. The transcript is spliced from 2 exons. Gene Ontology annotation, molecular function: RNA polymerase II cis-regulatory region sequence-specific DNA binding; DNA-binding transcription factor activity. The coding region runs from base 28 to 1329 and encodes 433 amino acids. NCBI's taxonomy places the organism in Eukaryota, Metazoa, Arthropoda, Insecta, Diptera, Drosophilidae. Gene Ontology annotation, biological process: regulation of transcription by RNA polymerase II. The record is from RefSeq and is a predicted model, not a curated record.
UGUCCCAUUAAGACCCCAAGGAUCAAAAUGCUUAAGCAUUGCUUGCUAAAUGUGGAUUACAAGCAGCAUAUACAGCCAAAAUGUGGUGAAAUAUUCUAUGAAAACGAAUGCAAUGGCUUUCAACUUGUAUGCUGCCUGUGCGGACUGAAAGCAUUUUCUUUCGAGGAUUUCGUGCUUCACAUUCGCAAUGGACAUUUUGAUAGCCAGGGCAAGCCAUUGACGCACACAGUGACGGCAAAGACAACGCUGCAACCAAACAUUCCAAAUGCAAUUGGAAGCCAAGAUCAAUCUUGCCAUCCUUUGAUCAUCGCCAAUAAUAAUGAUGAUGACAAUGGGCCCGAUUUUUUGCCAGAAACGGAACACGUUGACGACGAGACGCAGGAAGCUGACAAGCCACUGCGCAUCAUGGCAGUCACCGAACUAGAGCAAAAAACGGACGAGUCCAAUACGCCUUGGCAGGAAUGCAAUGAUAUAACGACCAGUUCCGAUAGCGAAUGUGAGGAGAACACAGCGGAAGAAACGGAUGUGCUGGACGCCGCGGAUACCGGUGAAGUUGAAAAGCAAACUGUAUUCAAGAAACAUCGUCUGCCCAAGGAGUAUAAAUGCGAGUACUGCACGCGUAACUACACAACAGUAAAAUACCUGAACAUACACAUCAAAAUGAGUCACCCGCAUCCUAACGCCUUUAAGUGCGACGAAUGCGAGGCCACUUUUGAUGUAGAUCGAGCACUGGAGUCCCAUCGUCGCAAAGCUCAUACGGAAUUCACCUGCAAACUGUGCUCAAAGGUGUAUAAAAGCUCACGUACGCUGCUUCGCCAUGUGCAGGGGCACUCGGGCCUGCGGCAGUACAAAUGCGAUUUCGAGAAUUGCGGUAAAUCCUUUGUCAACCAACACAAUCUCUCCUCGCACCGCCGGGUGCACAGCACCGAACGCAACUACGUGUGUGAACUGUGUGGGUACCGGUCCCGAUAUCGUGAGGCGCUUAUCGUUCACCGCCGUACCCAUACUGGCGAAAAACCGUUCAAGUGUGAAACCUGCGAACGGUGCUUUGCCUCCAAGUCGUUGCUUAACGAGCAUCAGGCCAUGCACUCGACGGAACGGCCGUACAAAUGUGACAAAUGCGAGGCCGCCUUCUCGCGACCCAAAGCCUUGUACCAUCACAAGCACCUGCACCUGGGCAUUAAGAAGUUUAAGUGCAAAAUCUGUGGUAAUGCGUAUGCCCAGGCAGCUGGACUGUCGGCGCACAUGCGCGGCCACAAAAUGCAGGCCAGUAACGGUGUCGCCGAUGGCGGCGAGAUCAGCGGCAUGGAGCUGCUAUUUAGCUAUUAAGUAUACCAUUCAAUACCAGAAUACAUACAAACAUACAUAUAUGUAUCAACGAUAAUUUCAGCGAAAAAUGUUCGUAAACACUUGAAAUUAUCUAAGAGGGGUCCACCAAUAAUUAGAGAUCUUCUCUAGGGCCCAACAUUUGAACAACACUCACACCAAUCCAAGGACUUUUGCUUCGUUUAAAAGACAGGCAUUACCAAGGAGCAACAAUAAAAUCGAUCUAUUCAAUUUAAAUAUCCACUAAGCAUUAUUGAAUAAGUAGGUUUUAAGUGUAAAGUAGACAAAUACAGAUUACAAAAGCCAAAUUACAAUUUUAGAAGAGUAUAGCAUUAAAUUUCCAGCAAAAAACGCUUUGUUUACGCUGCAACACAUCUGUUGCCGCUGACAAAGCUAGCUGUUGAUUUAUGUUUUAUCUCUUUCACACGUUUGCUUCCGUCUCUUUUCCAAAAUGAACAAAAAUGUGUAGUCUAUUGUUUACCGCAGUGUCAUGUGGGUGCCAAAAUACAUGUUUUUGUUUUUCAGAUAGUUUUGGUCAAUAAAC